CCCAGCCUACCUACCCACACUAUCCCAAAGAAGGGAAGGAUCAAAGGAAGGGGACUGACCCUUCAGCUAUAAACUAAAGUUUAAAUAUCUGUGUACAUUAUAUACAGAAGUUUCUGCAAGCAAAGUAUAGUAAGGUCACCCAUUUUUCCUUCCUGUAAGAAAAAUCUUGAUCAUUAGUGCUGGGGGGGAAAUGGAUUAUAAACUGAUUAGCAACAUGAAUGGAGGUGCUUCUCAGGAAUCCAGCUACAUUGAAGAAAGCACUGUCCAAGAUGAUGCAAUCUCCUUGAUUUUCUCCCUCAAAGAAGAAGUUGGAGCUUUGGCUAAAGUGCUACGCAUAUUUGAGGAGAAGGGGAUAAGCCUGACCCACAUUGAAUCCAGACCUUCCCGGCUGAACAAAGAUGAGUAUGAAUUUUUCAUCAACUUGGAAAGCAAUAACAUUCCAGCUCUUGAGAAAAUCAUCAGGACAUUGAGAGAUGACAUUGGAGCAAAUGUUCACGAGCUUUCACGUGAAAAAAGGAAGGAUGCUGUUCCGUGGUUCCCAAGAACCAUUAAAGAACUGGACAGAUUUGCCAAUCAGAUUCUCAGCUAUGGAGCAGAACUGGAUGCCGACCACCCUGGUUUCAAAGAUCCUAUUUAUCGUGCCAGAAGAAAGGAAUUUGCAGAUAUAGCCUACAACUAUAGGCACGGGCAGCCGAUCCCCAGGAUGACUUACACAGAGGAAGAGAAGAGAACAUGGGGAAUAGUCUUCAGGGAGCUAAAGACCCUGUAUCCCACCCAUGCUUGUUAUGAACACAAUCAUGUGUUCCCUCUCCUGGAGAAAUACUGUGGCUACCAAGAAGACAAUAUUCCACAGCUGGAAGAUGUCUCAAACUUCUUGAGAAGCUGCACUGGAUUUCGCCUACGUCCUGUGGCUGGCCUGCUGUCUUCUCGGGAUUUUUUGGCUGGCUUGGCUUUCAGGGUGUUUCACUCCACACAAUACAUUCGCCACUCAUCACGGCCAAUGUAUACACCAGAACCUGAUGUUUGCCAUGAACUCUUAGGACAUGUCCCUCUGUUUGCUGAUCCCAGCUUUGCUCAGUUUUCCCAAGAAAUUGGAUUGGCUUCCCUGGGUGCUCCAGAUGAAUACAUUGAGAAACUUGCUACGGUAUACUGGUUUACUGUAGAAUUUGGAUUGUGUAAAGAAGGCAAUGCGAUUAAGGCAUAUGGAGCAGGGCUGUUGUCAUCAUUUGGUGAAUUACAGUAUUGCUUAUCAAAUAAGCCUGUCACUGAAUCCCUCAACUUGGAAAAGACAGCAGUUCAGAAAUAUCCUGUCACCGAAUUCCAGCCCAUUUACUAUGUUGCAGAAAGUUUCAAAGAUGCAAAGCAAAAGUUAAGGAAAUAUGCCUCAACAAUUUCCCGUCCUUUCUCAGUCCGUUACAACUCAUACACUGAACGGAUUGAGGUUCUCGACAACACAAAGCAGCUAAAGAAUUUAGCUGAUGCAAUUAGCAAUGAGAUGGGACUUCUCUGCAGUGCUCUCCAGAAGAUCAAAUGAAGAUGCUCUCAGACCUCUUUGUUGGUUCCAAGAGCCAUGUGGCAAAAAGGAUACAUUUAAAACAAAUAUCAAUAUAAAAACAUAUACCAGUAAUUAAUAUAAUGUAGGAAUGUAAUAGAUAUUUAAUUUGACUUUUAUCAUAGUUACAUUGUCUAUUAUCAUAGUUAUUUUAAAGUCCUAUGAUAGCUUUAACUGCCUAUAGCAGAGCCACCAAUGUGUGUGCCCACAAGUACUUCACACAAAAGAGCUGAAUAAAUAUCCCCAUAAAAAUCCA
Rhineura floridana is the source of this 1808-nucleotide messenger RNA. It is a transcript of the gene PAH, whose product is annotated as phenylalanine hydroxylase. Gene Ontology annotation, molecular function: phenylalanine 4-monooxygenase activity; iron ion binding. The record is from RefSeq and is a predicted model, not a curated record. Bases 191 to 1534 code for a protein of 447 amino acids. Gene Ontology annotation, biological process: L-tyrosine biosynthetic process; L-phenylalanine catabolic process. NCBI's taxonomy places the organism in Eukaryota, Metazoa, Chordata, Lepidosauria, Squamata, Rhineuridae. The transcript is spliced from 13 exons.